Molecule: messenger RNA, 1431 nt
Organism: Saccharomyces cerevisiae S288C
Lineage: Eukaryota; Fungi; Ascomycota; Saccharomycetes; Saccharomycetales; Saccharomycetaceae
Gene: TIM50
Product: protein translocase subunit TIM50
Exons: 1
Coding region: 1-1431 (476 amino acids)
Cellular component (GO): mitochondrial inner membrane
Source: RefSeq, marked reviewed
AUGCUGUCCAUUUUAAGAAAUUCGGUGAGACUAAAUUCAAGGGCUCUUAGGGUUGUGCCAUCUGCCGCCAACACCUUAACAUCGGUUCAAGCAUCCAGAAGACUUUUAACAAGUUAUUCAAGUUUUUUACAAAAAGAAACAAAAGACGACAAGCCUAAAUCCAUUCUUACAGAUGAUAUGCUGUUCAAGGCCGGUGUUGACGUCGAUGAGAAGGGCCAAGGCAAAAACGAGGAAACAUCAGGAGAAGGAGGAGAGGACAAGAAUGAACCUUCUUCCAAAAGUGAAAAAUCUAGAAGAAAAAGACAAACUUCUACAGAUAUUAAAAGAGAAAAGUAUGCUAACUGGUUUUACAUUUUUUCGUUGUCUGCGUUGACAGGUACUGCAAUCUACAUGGCAAGGGAUUGGGAGCCUCAAGAGUCUGAAGAAUUGAAGAAAGACAUCGAUAAUGGCUACACUUUAUCACUUAUGUAUAAAAGAUUCAAGGCCAGGUUCAACUCAAUGUUCACCUACUUCCAAGAGCCACCUUUCCCUGAUUUACUACCUCCACCACCACCACCACCGUACCAAAGGCCAUUAACUCUUGUUAUCACAUUGGAAGAUUUUUUGGUUCAUUCUGAGUGGUCUCAAAAGCAUGGUUGGAGAACGGCCAAAAGACCUGGUGCUGACUACUUCUUGGGUUACCUAUCGCAGUAUUACGAAAUUGUUUUGUUUUCAUCCAACUAUAUGAUGUACUCUGACAAAAUCGCUGAAAAAUUAGAUCCAAUCCAUGCAUUCGUAUCUUAUAAUUUGUUCAAGGAACACUGUGUUUACAAAGACGGUGUGCACAUUAAGGAUCUGUCAAAAUUGAAUAGAGAUUUGAGUAAAGUAAUCAUUAUUGACACUGACCCUAACAGUUACAAAUUGCAACCUGAAAAUGCUAUUCCAAUGGAGCCAUGGAAUGGUGAAGCUGAUGACAAAUUAGUAAGAUUGAUUCCAUUUUUGGAGUACCUUGCCACUCAACAAACCAAGGAUGUUAGACCAAUCUUGAACAGCUUUGAAGACAAGAAGAACCUAGCAGAAGAAUUUGAUCAUCGUGUGAAAAAAUUGAAGGAUAAAUUUUACGGAGAUCAUAAAUCUGGUGGCAACUGGGCAAUGACGGCACUAGGUCUCGGAAAUUCCCUGGGCGGCAGCACCAAGUUCCCGCUCGAUUUGAUUCAUGAAGAAGGACAAAAGAACUAUUUAAUGUUCAUGAAGAUGAUUGAGGAAGAAAAGGAAAAAAUUAGAAUACAGCAGGAGCAAAUGGGCGGGCAAACAUUUACGCUGAAAGACUAUGUUGAAGGUAACUUGCCUUCGCCAGAAGAACAAAUGAAAAUACAAUUGGAGAAGCAGAAGGAGGUAGACGCCUUAUUUGAAGAGGAAAAGAAAAAGAAGAAGAUUGCUGAAUCCAAAUAA